This is a messenger RNA of Leptonychotes weddellii (Weddell seal), 1130 nucleotides long. NCBI's taxonomy places the organism in Eukaryota, Metazoa, Chordata, Mammalia, Carnivora, Phocidae. The record is from RefSeq and is a predicted model, not a curated record.
ACUUCGGGCUCUGUGCUCUGCAUGGAACCUGCUUAAGAUUCUCUCCUUAGGCCCCUCCCCACUCAUGCAUGCUCUCUCUCAAAAAGAAAAGAAAAAGUCGAUCUGUCCUGAGAUCUACCACUGAUCCCCACUGAUAGGUCUAACUUUGACAUGGCCUGUUUCUCCUUGCUUAGGAACAACCAGGUAUAGGUGACCCUCUCCUCCAAAGUUUCACUAAAACACCUUCCUACAAAAUCAGCCGUGAGACAGUAAGAAGGUUUCUCUUUCCCAGUCAUCUUCUCACCUGUAUGCUUGUAAAGCAGAAAUUGUGCCCUUUUCCUGAACUCAGACGUUGUGCCUCUUGCUAACAUGUUUCUUCUCCUUUGAUUGCAAGUCUAACCUAUUCCCUGUUUAUAAUUUCUGUCAGACAGUGAAAUUUCUGAGAAGCUGUCACCUGGAAGUGGGGAUGAAGAACAACGUCAAAUGGGAACUAAACCCUGAAAUAGUCGCCCGCCAUUUCUUCAAAAAUCUUGGUGUUGUGGUCACCCCGCAUGCAUUAAAGUUACCAGAAGAGCCCAUUACGCGGUGGGGCGAGUACUGGUGUGAGGUGACGGUGAAUGGACUUGACACUGUGAGGGUACCUAUGUCUGUGGUGAACUUUGAGAGGCCCAAGACCAAAAGAUACAAGUACUGGCUAGCCCGGCAAGCUGCCCAGGGGGUGGCCCCCACCAGCUCCCAGACGAUCUGAACCUUCUCUCCCUCAGAAGCAGAAGAGCAGAAUCAGAGGAGCAGUGAGCGACAGUGGGCCUGCACGCUGACACCACUCCCAGCUCUGACCAAAUAAUGGAGUUUUAGAGAGCACGUGGGGACAUGGGCCUAACCUGCAUGGCCACAUUGACUCGUCCGUAUCUCCCACCUCUGUCUUUGGCUGUUAGCACAUCGGCCUUACCUGGGCCAUCCUGCUCAAGGAGUACCAGGCUGUAGAUUUGAUAAGCUGAAUAGUAACAGAUGAAAACAGUCUAGAUCCUGUUGAGCCUGGAAUUUGCUGGAACAAAUGGAAGAGCUACCCACUCUCUCCAGUACUGGUCCCAUUUUCAUACAUACUGAAUGUUUGCAUCACGAGAGGAAAUAAAGAGGUUGUGCUCUUUUUA